AUGACAACGUUAACAGUAUUCCUUCAUCACGUUGCCAACCUGGUCCAGAACGUCGUUCAGGAGCAGUACACCGAUGCCAAAAUUCUGUCCUUUUGGAUGGCCAACAGUUCCGAGUUUUUGCACUUCCUCAAGUCCGACCGGCACAUCUCGGCGUUCAGCGUCCAGGCCCAGGAGGUGCUGGCCGAGAGCGUCCAGACAGCGUUCCGCAACCUGGUGUCGAUCUUCCACGUGGAGCUGUCGCAGACGCUGAACCAGUUUCUGUCGGAGAACAUCGACCACGACUCGGCCGCCGGGCUGGUGCUGUCCGUGCUGGGCUCGGCAAUGGCGCUGCUGCGGAGGUGCCGCGUCAAUGCGGCCCUCACGAUUCAGCUGUUCUCGCAGCUGUUUCACUACAUCAACGUGGUUUGCUUCAACAAGUUCGUCACGACAUCACACAUGUGCACCAGUGCGUGGGGCCGGGCACUAACCGAACGCCUCUCCCUGCUGGAGCUGUGGGCCGAAAAGCAGGGCCUAGAGCUGGCCGCCGAUUGCCACCUGGCCAAGAUCAACCAGUGCGCGCAGUUUCUGCAGGCGCCCAAAACAUCGGUGACCGAGGUGCAGCAGCUGGCCUGCUCGUGCUUCCGGCUCAACUCGCUGCAAAUGGGCGCUCUGCUGUCGCAGGAGACCAUCCCGCGGAAUCUGAUUGACACCGCCGUCCGGAUGGCGGAAUCCGUGGCGGACGAGCUGAGCAGGGCCGACGGACGGGAGAUUCGGUUAGAGGAAUCGCCGGAGUUGCCGUUGGCGCUGCUGCUGCCGGACGAUGGCUUCAGCUGUGACGUGGUGCGGGGCAUUCCCGCCGGGUUGGUGGACUUUUUGAGUCCGUUCCAGAUGGCCAACAUGUGCCGGCUGGCGUCGCAACCUACGAGCAUUGGGCUGUGGACGGUUUACAUGCAUCAGUUUAACCAGGGUCGCUCACCGAGCGUCAUGUCCAGCAAGUUGCCCCAGCCGGAGAUUCAGCUCAUCAAACUGCACAAAAACGCCAACGGCAUGGGUCUGUCGAUUGUGGCCGCGAAAGGUGCCGGCCAGGAGCGGUUGGGAAUCUACAUCAAGUCGGUGGUGACGGGAGGAGCGGCUGACCUUGACGGUCGGUUGCAAGCCGGCGAUCAACUGCUGGAGGUUGACGGUCAAAGCUUGAUCGGAAUCACCCAGGAACGGGCGGCGGAUCAUCUCGUGCGAACGGGGCCCGUCGUGACGCUGAAGGUGGCCAAACAGGGUGCAAUCUACCAUGGGUUGGCCACCCUGCUGCAGCAGCCCAGUCCGGUUAUCCAGCGCGGUGGCAGACGAAUGUCCGAACGAGACAUGACACGCGUAGGCAACGACCCCACCAAACCACCCGUACCCUCAACCUCCGGACAGCAGCUGCUCAACAGCAAGUCGGUCCCCGCGCUGCACCACGUCGGCGGUGGCGUCGGGGGCGGCACCAUCGGUUCGUCGGUCAACAAGUCGCGCAGUAUUCACAACUUGGCGGGUGGCAACGUCCAGGACCAGGGAUUCUAUCAGAACCUUAGUGUGUACCGGGCGCAGAACCAGAGUCACCCGAAUCUGGGUGAAAGACCCCAGAUGCCGCUCCAAACAUCACUCAACUCGCCGGGUGCGUCCAUCAGCAGUGGCAGCAGCAGCCAACACCAGCUACCGCAACAGCAGCAGCAACAACAACCCAUCUUAAGCCGUCCAUCAUCUGCCUAUUUUAAUAGCAAUAACAGUACUAACCCAAACACUUUAUUGUUGACAACACCAACCAACUCAAUGUCGUACGGAAUGCCCAACCAGCAGCAGCAACAGCCACCUCUUAGUACCAACAUAUCACACCCGAAUCUGGCCGGCACAGCCGGAGGAACCAUGAACAACCGACUGCAGCAAAAGAUGCAGCAGCAGCAGUUUGUGCGCGACGCCCAGGGUCAGCAGAGUCUUCGGUUGAACCAGAUGAUGGCGCCGUCAAUGCCAAAUAUUGCCCAUCCAUUCCAGCAGCAACAGCAGCUAAACCAGCAGCAGCAAGGUCAUCAACAUCCAGCGCAGCAACAUUUGGGUGGAAUCUCCGCCAGCCAGAGUAUGCAGAAUGUUAACAUGAUUGCCGGAGGUGGUGGCGCGUUUGGCUACCAGAAUGGUAGUCCGAUGAUGUCUCCGCAGCUGUACUCGACCGAACAGCAACAGCAUGCCUCACUGCUUCGUGGCCAAGCAAAGCUGGCCGAGAUGAACGAACUGUUGAAGCGGCGCAAUCAAAUUGUGCCUCCUCAGCAACAGCAGCAGCAACAGCAGCGAUCCCAAAAUUCCCAAGAUUCUUCAAUGAUGCCAUCCCCCCAAAUGCCGCAACAGCAGCAAGCCCAGCAACAUCCGGGCUUCAGCGGUGCUAGUCCUCAUCCCGGUGGAACUCCACUGAGCUCCCACAAGCAGAUGCUGCCGCCGACGACCGCCCCAAAACCGCAGCAACAACAGCAGCAGCAGCUUCGUCCCGAUCAAGGGAUAGAACAUCCGCCACUUCCGCCGACCGCAACACAUCCGCUGUACAAAACCGGUCCCGGAAGCAACUCCACACUGAAUGCCCCGUACAGCUCGUCGGAACCGCCAAAGGUCGGUUACUACCCGCCCCAAGUGCCAACGACGCAAAACAAAAACAUGAUUGCCCCGGGCACGAACCCGUGGGAGCGCGAAGAGAAGGAAAAGGAAACGGAACUGCGACGGGAGCAGAUCCGGGCCUGGCGUGAUCAGCAAAUCGCUGAGUUGCAGUCGCUGCCGCACAGAACUCCCCAACAGGAGGACCAGCUGCGAACGCUGGCACUCGAGCGUGACUUUGAAAGACGCGCCAUGGAGGAAGACCAGGACUUUGACAACGAUAUGUCACCUUACGGCAAAGAUUCCGCAAGCGUGCAAGAAGUGCUGAGACUAGCGCAAGCCCCGAACACCAUCACGGCUCCGCUGACCAAGAUGAAGCAAGUGGACAUCAAGAUGCCGUCGGUGCAGAACGUUGAAACCGGCUCAAACGACGGCCAAUCAGCCAACUCGGUAGCCAACACGAUCGCCAGCUUCCAGCAACAAGUAGCUUCAGCCUCGGCUUCCAUCCAGCCCAAGAGCAUCCUCAAACACAACAACAGCAGCACGCCCUCAUCUCCCUCCAAGAGCGCAGCCGUCAAGUCGGCCAGCUUUGCCGCUCAACACGACAAAAAUCUGAACCUCAGCGAGAUCACCAUGAACAACACCAACGCCAACCAGAUGAUGUCUCAGAUGGCGCUUGACAUGGCCCAGCUGAACCUGGCUGCCGAUCGCGUCGACGAAGACCUCAACGACCUGCAGGCGGCCGUCAACGGGUACGGGCCGCAAGACCCCAACAACCAAAACAAUGGCAUCGUCCCACCCCCACCUCCUCCGGAGCGCAACAGCUCGUACGUGAUCAUGUCCCAGCAGCAGCAAAAGCUACGUAGCAGCUCCACCAAACUCACCUUCAACAACACGGUGACCACCGACGCUCCCCAACAGCAACAACAACAGCAGCAGCAGAACCUCAUCAACAACAAUCCCAACAACGGCAACGGAAACAACACGCUGGGUAGAUACAGCAGCAACAACCUGCUGACGACGGCGCAGAGCCCGGUGACGCCACAGCAGAACAUCGCCAACAUCAACAACAACGCCAUGCUGAUGAGCAACGCGGCGCUGCUCAACAGUCGGCGGGUAUCGUUCCACGACGAGGACGCCGUGCUGGCGAACAUGAUGAACAACAACAACGGGAUAGGUGCUGCGGGAGGUAGCAUCGGAAGCAGCUACACCGAGGCGGGUCAUCUGAUUGGCAGCAGUAGGGCGGGCGAGCAGGGCGACGGAGGCGAUUUGGGGACGAUCCACGAGCGACCGGAUCCGGAUCGCUUCAUCGACGAAACGAUGCCGGCAAUGCUGCACACUCCGACGACCCCGGAAGCGGGCGAAAGCUGGAACAUGCAGGUCCAGGCCACUCCCGGCGUGAUCGGUGCCCAGGAAGUUUACCGUGACCCCCGCACCCGCCGGCUGGCCGAGCAGCAGCAGAAGCAAAAGGCCGAACCGGUGCCGGAGAAGCUGUCCUUUAAGGAGAAGAUGAAGAUGUUUGCGCUCGAGUCGGGCGAGAACAACACGCCCAAGGACAAGCUGAAGAUUUCGCGUGCCCAGCGGGACAUUGACGCGGUUCACUGAUGGUGAGGGGAGUGGGAGCUGCACAAGUUUGAGUUUUUUUUUUCUAUUUGACUACUUUUGUGACAUGACUACAAUUAUCUAUUGGUAAGCGCGCGCGGUGAUGACGACGAGAGAUAUAAAAACACGUGUUUGAGUAUAGAAAAGUGUUUGAACGAGAAGUUGGCGCAACAGCUAGGAAACUUUUUAUAGCAGAUUUUUGUUGAUACUUCUUUAGAGGUGUGUGUAUAAAGCAGCGUUGAACUAUUGAGAAACAGAAAGUCUAAUCGAUUCUUGUGUAGUAAAAAAACGGAGAUAACUCUACAUUGCUGAAAUGUAAGAAUAUUGUGUAUUGGAAUCAACCCUCAAUUAUGCUUAAAAAUGCAACUCGAAACAUGGAAAUGAUAACUUCACUAGCGAAACCCAUCGGACCAAAAAAACAAGAACAAGAAAAUAUAUUGAUUUUUAUACCUUUUAUGCAAAUGUAUGGAACUACGUGUGUGUUAUUUAACGAAAUCAGAUGCAUAUUUUAGAAGAGAACAUAAUCCCACGUCGUGACGUCGCGACGACAGAGAAACAUAUUUAAAACUGACAACCUAUUGGAUUUAUAGCGAAAUGGAUAGCCAGAGAGAGAGAGAAACAUAAAGAGAAGUAAACUGUGGUAAUGCAAGCGGAACAAAACGAAAUGAUUUAAACUUUAAACAGCAACAACAACACCUUUUCCUACGAUUCUAGAGCCGGAGCGAUUCGCGCAUCCGAAGUCCUAUAUUUGAAGUAGAGUGUUAGCUAUUUUAUAUCGAAACAAAAUAAUAAAAAAAAAACUAUUUGAAAUAAGUGACCUAAACCACAGAGAUAGAGAACGAAAACAAACAAAGAAUUACUACUCAAAUCCCCCCUUCUCCUCCUUAACCACAAUGUGUCUAACAGCAUAGGAAUUUGCAAACGCAGCUACGUAAUUUGGCAUAGAAAACAAGUAAUUAGGUCAAUUUCCAGCCCCGAAAACCACUCACAAAAACAUCCACCCUUACAGCUAGUAGCAAGCAACAAACCUACUGAAAAGUUAAACCCAGCAAGAAAAACAAAAAAACUGUCUCCCCGAGAGCAUAAAUAAACUUUGAUAGAUGUGUACUUUUAUGAAAUUAUUGUAAAGAAA
Culex pipiens pallens (northern house mosquito) is the source of this 5323-nucleotide messenger RNA. RefSeq names its product afadin-like. NCBI's taxonomy places the organism in Eukaryota, Metazoa, Arthropoda, Insecta, Diptera, Culicidae. Gene Ontology annotation, molecular function: cell adhesion molecule binding. Gene Ontology annotation, cellular component: adherens junction. The record is from RefSeq and is a predicted model, not a curated record. The transcript is spliced from 9 exons. The coding region runs from base 1 to 4194 and encodes 1397 amino acids. Gene Ontology annotation, biological process: regulation of protein localization.